GAAGAGUAAAUAAAGAUUAAAUUCACUCACUUGCCACUCAAGCAAAUAUAGCUCUUUCCUUCAUCUGAGACUCGCCGCACAACCAUUACCCCUGCACUACCGCACCGCUCCACCACACCACCGCCCGACGUUCUCCCUCUCUCCGUCCACUCCUUUCUUAGUCAAACCUCGCACUGUCCUUCUCUCUCAACGUUCCUCUCAGUCUCUCCUACGAACUUUUUCAUUUUUACAGCAAGACAAUAUUGGAUAUUUCUAUUUGUAGGGGGAGGAGCCUCUGGUUAGAUUUUCGAAUUAGUGUUAAAGAGCUGAAAUUCGAUAAACCCAGAUACAUCACUUCCUUGAUAAAAACCUAAAACAAAUCAUCAGAGCCAUUUUUUCAUUCUUGAAACACACUUUCUCUUCAAAAUGUGCUUAUCUUCCCUUCACGGACGGUUAAGAGCUGUAAAUUCAUAAAUACCUUGGUUGCAGCAGGUUUCAAAAUCGCCUAGGAACUUCAAAAGGGGGUUAGACGGAUCGCCUGAGAUGAUACUCACAUCUCCGAUAAAGAACAGGAAAUGAGCCACUCAAGUGAGCCCCUAUUAAGUGUCAAGGAAGUGGAUGAUAAAGAACAGCAGCGUGCACCACUAAUUUCACCAGAAUGUAGCAAGCUGCAGGAUGCUCCAUCUGAAAUGCCUUUACUUGGAUUCUUCAAUUCUCGUGAACAUUGUGAAGAUUUAACUUUAAAAUCUACUUCAGAUUUUCAUGAUCAAGUCAUGAAUUCAGUUGGCAAUGCUGAAUGCUUCUUCGACAACCAUAUAGAGAAAAAUGAUUCUCCGGUAGGUGAUGAUUUAAGUGCAUCUUUUGCUUCUGUAGCUGUUGAAGCCAAUAAUUCAAACAGGUGCUCUGAGCUUAUCAGAGGUGGCAGCCCAAUUAGGCUUCUUCAAGACUAUGUUUCUGAUGACUGCUCAGAAGAUAAUCAACUCUUGCAUGAGGACAAUAAGUCCUUGCCAUCAUUUAUAGAAGGCGCUUCAAUUCAUAGUGGAGAUACUAAUUGUUUGGAGAAAGAAGCGAGUUCAAAGAGACAGCACAGUAUUGGAGAAAAUGAAAAGGAUUCUGGACGCCUAUCUGAAUCCAGCCUGUUUGAAAAGGCGGCAGAUUGUUCCCAAGAUUUGCAAGGAGAGGUAAAGGAUGCUGAUGUGGUAUGUAUCACAACUGGAAAAACUGAUGAUCAAGUUAUUUCUAAGAGGGCUAAGAAUAAAGAAAAUGAGGAAAAAAAGGCAAACUUAGAAUCUACUUCUUUGAAAGUAGAUGAGUUUGGGAGAUUAUUUAGAGAAGGUUCCAGUGAUAGUAACUCAGAUUCAGCAUAUACUAACAAGCAUGGUAGAAGAGAAAAGAGGGGCAGAAGUCAAAGUCGCAGUCAAUCACCUCUAAAUAAGAGGACAAGGAGUUCACGGCAGAGAAAAGCGAAACGAAGUCGAUCACGCAGCUGGUCUCCUAGGAAGCGCAGAAGCAGGAGCCGAUCUCCACAAUACAGGCGUGCAGGUGAACACGCUGGGGAGAAAUUGAGAUCAAACAGGGGUCGCAUUCCAGAAUGCUUCGACUUCCUUCGAGGCAAGUGCAUCCGAGGAGGAUCCUGUCGAUUCAUGCACCCUGGAGUUGACAAAAAUGACAAUUCAAGGUGCAGUAGGAGAAAUAAGAUGAAUCCAGAGGUUUCAUCUAAUUCAAAAAAGGAUAAGAGAGAUGACAAAACUAAGAAGUUGCUUCCAGAGCGAAUGAGCAGGGAAACCCAAAUUCAAGUAGAGCAAGACGAAAAAGUUGAUUGGAAAUACAAUGAUAAUUUCAUUAGUUCUGAUCUGGUUAGAUGUUGUAGCCCGGGCAAGGUAGCUGAUACACUGUUGGAGAAGCAAACAAUUCAAGAAAAGUCAGCUAAGACAAAUCCACAAAUCCUUGAUCACAGAACAUUUAUGGAGUCUCACCAGCCAUCAUCAAUUGAAAUUCUUCCCUCUCAGUUUGUUAGUGGUACUACUAAUGUGAAUCCAUGUGAUAAUACUUCCCAUGAGGUGGUAGCUUCGGUGAAAACCUUUAUCCAUCAACCUCAUCGUAAUACUUCAGUUGCAGAAGUUCAAAAUACUAAAUAUCUAUCUCAUCGAAUGGAUGAUUCAUCUGUGUUUGAUGCAUCACCAACCAAUACAUCCACAAUUUCUCUAAAGAAGUUUUCUGACAGUGAUUUCUUUCCAAUUAACAUCCUACCAACUCAAUCAUUGCCUAAUGCAAUUUCACGUCAAUCAAACUUGCCUGAAUCUGUAGCCUUGCCAUUCACUGCUCCUAAAGUGCCAUCUUCUCCUAGUCAACACCAGUCCCCGCAGCCUCCCCCGCCCCCUUCUACCUAUUUUGGUCCACCUAAUCAGCACCAAUCCUUGCAGCCUCCCCCUCCCCCUUCUACCUAUUCUAGUCCACCUAAUCAACACCAAUCCUUGCAGCCCCCCCCUCUCCCUCCCCCACCUCCUUCUACCUGUCCUGAUCCACCUAAUCAACACCAAUCCUCUCAUCAACCCCUUCACCCUCCCCCUUCUUUUCCUCCACUGCCUCCCCCUCCCCCUUCUCUUCCUCCUCCACCCCUUCCUCCCUCUUCCCUUACGCCUCCUCCACCCCCUGCUCCCUCUUCUCUUACACUUCCCCUUCCGCCACCACCGCCAUGUUCUUCUUUGACCCCUCCCCCUCUUCCUUCUCUUCCCCCGCCCCCUCUCCCACCACCACCACCACCACCACCUCCUCCUACACAGAGUGUCAGUGCUCUUCAUAUGCCACAGUUGCCUAUGGAUUAUUACAACUUGACGCCACAAGUUGCAUCUGCUCAUAUAAGAAGUCCCCAUACCUAUCAUCAAGCUUCUUUGGACAACCAUUAUCCACCACUUUCAAUUCCACCAAGUUCCUCUUCGACCUCCUUGACACCACUACCUCCUCGACCAUCCUAUGAUUUGCACUUCAGUAAAACAUUUGCAACACCUGGCGUCUCUUCUCAAUUUCAACACAAUCACUUUCCUCCACAGAAUGACUUUGGAUCUCAGGUGCCAGUUAUGUCCUACCGUUCUGAAUUUUGUUCCAAUUCUCAGGUUAGUAGUGAAUUUAUGCACCAAGUUUACCCUUCGAUGCAGGAGCUUCAUCAACCAAAACUUGAAUCUUGUGUGUCAGUCAACCAAAUUACUCCAUUUGGAGUAGCUGGUCUUCUCAGGGAGGAAUCCAUUACUCAUGAUUUAUGUACUUCUUCCGAUCGUGGAAGCUUGUAUCAGAGAUCCUUGCCUUCUCCACAGGAAUUAGUUGUGAAUAGAGUGUUGUCAUAUCCUAGUGACCUUUGUUUAGGCGAACCUUUAAAGUCAACUUCUCAUAUUCAUUCUUUUCCACACAGGCAACAUGGUGCCAGCCAUUUGCAACCUCAUGGGGAUAGUAAAGAGGUCUGUCAAUCUCAGUACCCAUUGAAUCUAUUGGAAAAUAAGAAUUCAUCUGGUGAUCCUGGUUUUGGGGUCUCAAAAAUUUCUGCUCAUUAUAACCCUUAUGCAUCAACUUUUGAUCAGCCAUUGAGCUCCAAAUUCAGCUCUAGCGCUUUUAGUCGCGAUAAGGCUGCACUCCGUGGUAAUCCAUAUGAUGCUUCUAGUUUAGGCAAUGUCAUAGUUGAUGGGAAAGUUGUUGGCAGCUUCGGGUCUAGACAGACAACUUCCUCACCAAGUUCUGCGAGAGCUAGUGGACAGAUUUUGCCUAGGGGUGGUGGCGAACAGUAUGAUCCACUUUUUGAUAGCAUUGAGCCAUCACCUAAAGCUAAAAGAAAAGCUCGUCGAAGGUGGGAGCCAGCAGUAGAUAUUGACUCCACAGAAAAGCACAUUGGCUCCCAAAACCCUUUGCAUUCAAAAGAGAACAACGAACUUGAGGUUGCAGCUGCUGCUUCAACCUCGUCUGUGGAUGAUGAGUUUGGUGAGACAGCUGAUGCAGAGGUGGGUGUUGUGGAGGAUGAGAGUCAUAGUGAUCCAGUUGAUUUUGCUACUACAGGAGAGAUAGAGACUGAGAUGAAAACUUCGGGGAAGAAAAAGAAGAAGGAUUCCAAAUCAUCAAAGCCUUUCAAGAUUGCCAUUGCAGACUUUGUGAAGGAUGUUCUGAAGCCUUCAUGGAGGCAGGGCAAUAUGAGCAAGGAGGCUUUCAAGACCAUUGUGAAGAAGACUGUUGAUAAGGUAUCUGGGGCCAUGAAGGGCCACCAGAUACCCAAGUCUCAGGCAAAGAUAGAUCAUUAUAUCAAUUCAUCACAGCGGAAAUUGACGAAACUUGUAAUGGGUUAUGUUGACAAGUAUGUCAAUGUGUGAGACUAAUGAUCACAAUGAAUCCACCAUGCAAUCUUCGAAGAUUUUGAACAAGUAUGUUGUUUCUUCAUCAUUAGAUAUCUUAUUCUAUGCUGGCGUGCAUAAGAAAUUGAUUUUGUAUCGUCUGAGAUCUUUGAAGCUAGAUGGGAAAUAUAUAACUUGAUAACAUUGUCAAUAUUUUGUAAAGUUUUGUAUGUGCAACUAGGAGAUUUUCAGCACUUGCAAAUGUUCAAUGGCAAAAUAGUUCUGUAGCAUUGCCUGAUUUCCAACUCAGGUUUUUGAACGUGGGUAUCUUUUUUUCGGUUCACUGUUGGGCCAGCUACUUUACAGUUAUAGUAAAUUGUAGCUGCCAUUUUAGUUUAUAGUUCCAUUUAGAGUAAUUUGUGGAGAUAUUCUUAUAUCUUGCAAUUUAAUAUCUAAGUAAAAAUUGAUAGUAAAA
Molecule: messenger RNA, 4764 nt
Organism: Cannabis sativa
Lineage: Eukaryota; Viridiplantae; Streptophyta; Magnoliopsida; Rosales; Cannabaceae
Exons: 5
Coding region: 555-4328 (1257 amino acids)
Molecular function (GO): metal ion binding
Source: RefSeq, a predicted model, not a curated record